GGAAAAACAGAUUCCGAGCCGCAAAAGGGAAGACGGAUUCUCAGACAAGGCUUGCGAAUGCCCCGCAGCCGUCAUUUAACUGCGCCCGCAGAACAGUUACGGUUUGUCACCCGACCCUCCCGGAUCGCCUAAUUUGUCCCUAGUGAGACCCCGAGGCUCUGCCCGCGCCUGGCUUCUUCGUAGCUGGAUGCAUAUCGUGCUCCGGGCAGCGCGGGCGCAGGGCACGCGUUCGCGCACACCCGCGCACACAUGAACACGCGCAAGAGCUGAACCAAGCACGGUUUCCAUUUCAAAAAGGGAGCCAGCCUCUACCGCGAUUGUAGAAGAGACUGGGGUGUGAAUUAGGGACCGGGAGGCGUCGGAGGAACGGUUCAUCUUAGAGACUAAUUUUCUGGAGUUUCUGCCCCUGCUCUGCGUCAGCCCUCACGUCACUUCGCCAGCAGUAGCAGAGGCGGCGGCGGCGGCUCCCGGAAUUGGGUUGGAGCAGGAGCCUCGCUGGCUGCUUCGCUCGCGCUCUACGCGCUCAGUCCCCGGCGGCAGGAUCCUGGACCCAGGCGCCGCCGGUGGGCGUGAGGCGCCGGAGCCCGGCCUCGAGGUGCAUACCGGACCCCCAUUCGCGUCUAACAAGGAGCCUGCGCCCCAGAGAGUCCCGGGAGCGCCGCCGGUCGGUGCCCGGCGCGCCGGGCCGUGCAGCUACGGCCGCGGCGGAGCUCCGAGCGGCGGUAGCGCCCCCCUGUAAAGCGGUUCGCGAUGCCGGGGUCACUGUGAACCCUGCCGCCUGCCGGAAUACGCUCCGCUCCGGACCAGCUCAGCCUGUGAUACGCUGGACUCGGCGCGCCCGCAGCAAGCACCGAGGAGUCAAGAGAGCCGCAAGCGCGGGGAAGGCCUCCCCGCACAGGUCGGGGAAACCGGCCGGUGCAGCGCGGGGACACGCACUCGGGCUGGCACUGGCUGCUAGGGAUGUCGUCCUGGAUAAGGUGGCAUGGACCCGCCAUGGCGCGGCUCUGGGGCUUCUGCUGGCUGGUUGUGGGUUUCUGGAGGGCCGCUCUCGCUUGUCCCACGUCCUGCAAAUGCAGUGCCUCUCGGAUCUGGUGCAGCGACCCUUCUCCUGGCAUCGUGGCAUUUCCGAGGUUGGAACCUAACAGUGUAGAUCCUGAGAACAUCACCGAAAUUUUCAUCGCAAAUCAGAAAAGGUUAGAAAUCAUCAACGAAGAUGAUGUGGAAGCUUACGUGGGACUGAGAAACCUGACAAUUGUGGAUUCUGGAUUAAAAUUUGUGGCUCAUAAAGCAUUUCUGAAAAACAGCAACCUGCAGCACAUCAAUUUUACUCGAAACAAAUUGACGAGUUUGUCUAGGAAACAUUUCCGUCACCUUGACUUGUCUGAACUGAUCCUGGUAGGCAAUCCAUUUACAUGCUCCUGUGACAUUAUGUGGAUCAAGACUCUCCAAGAGGCUAAAUCCGGUCCAGACACUCAGGAUUUGUACUGCCUGAAUGAAAGCAGCAAGAAUAUUCCCCUGGCAAACCUGCAGAUACCCAAUUGUGGUUUACCAUCUGCAAAUUUGGCCGCACCUAACCUCACUGUGGAGGAAGGAAAGUCUAUCACGUUAUCCUGUAGUGUGGCAGGCGAUCCGGUUCCUAAUAUGUAUUGGGAUGUUGGUAAUCUGGUUUCCAAACAUAUGAAUGAAACAAGCCACACACAGGGCUCCUUAAGGAUAACUAACAUUUCAUCUGAUGACAGUGGGAAGCAAAUCUCUUGUGUGGCAGAAAAUCUUGUAGGAGAAGAUCAAGAUUCUGUCAACCUCACUGUGCAUUUUGCACCAACUAUCACAUUUCUCGAAUCUCCAACCUCAGACCACCACUGGUGCAUUCCAUUCACUGUGAAAGGCAACCCCAAACCAGCGCUUCAGUGGUUCUAUAACGGGGCAAUAUUGAAUGAGUCCAAAUACAUCUGUACUAAAAUACAUGUUACCAAUCACACGGAGUACCACGGCUGCCUCCAGCUGGAUAAUCCCACUCACAUGAACAAUGGGGACUACACUCUAAUAGCCAAGAAUGAGUAUGGGAAGGAUGAGAAACAGAUUUCUGCUCACUUCAUGGGCUGGCCUGGAAUUGACGAUGGUGCAAACCCAAAUUAUCCUGAUGUAAUUUAUGAAGAUUAUGGAACUGCAGCGAAUGACAUCGGGGACACCACAAACAGAAGUAAUGAAAUCCCUUCCACAGACGUCACUGAUAAAACCGGUCGGGAGCAUCUCUCGGUCUAUGCUGUGGUGGUGAUUGCGUCUGUGGUGGGAUUUUGCCUUUUGGUAAUGCUGUUUCUGCUUAAGUUGGCAAGACACUCCAAGUUUGGCAUGAAAGGCCCAGCUUCCGUUAUCAGCAAUGAUGAUGACUCUGCCAGCCCACUCCAUCACAUCUCCAAUGGGAGUAACACCCCAUCUUCUUCAGAAGGUGGCCCAGAUGCUGUCAUUAUUGGAAUGACCAAGAUCCCUGUCAUUGAAAAUCCCCAGUACUUUGGCAUUACCAACAGUCAGCUCAAGCCAGACACAUGGCCCAGAGGUUCCCCCAAGACCGCCUGAUAAUAAUUUGGUAUUUGGAGGCUCCUGUGUCACUGCAGGAACUAAAGGAGGCUAAAUCCAUGCCUGAUGGAGGAGAAGAGUUCUAUGGUUAUCUGCAAAUUCUGGCCAGACAAGAUCUUGACGUCACUCCUUAGCUUCCAUAACCUAGCCAAGCAAGAAGUUGCCUUUCCAAGACAAAGCAGUGUGCUCUAAUGACUAACCCCUCAAAGUACUAUGCCACUUUAACUAUAGACCCAUCUCCUCGAUCAAUCAGGAUGGCAAGAUGGAGCUGAGGAGCUCAGCAACAUCAAGUCUGGAGUUGGUCUUUAAUUCAACUAGCUCGUUUAGACGUGUCUGAACACCACGUCACCUGACAGCACGGGGUGGUUUCCCAGUAAAAUUUACAAACUCGGCUCAAGGGCAGCUGUGUGUUGCUUUCCUUUCCUUGCCUGCUGAGAAAGGUUUUGACAGGGAACGAUGGAAACACACCUUCUGAGCUGAAACAAACCAACAGAAACAAAACAUACUAACCAGCAAAAACCCCAAAUCAUCAAUCUUGGGUUCUCUCGAAGGGUGGGAGUGCGUUUUAUCUUCUCCCGUCGGAGCAAACACGAUAGAUGUCCUCCCUAAAAUUGUGUCUUCCCUAGAGCAGCCUUGUAAAUUAGCUAGGGUCCUAGGCUUGAGGCCUAAAUCGACUUAAAAUUGUCUCUAAAUAUGGACCUGGAUGUGUUUGUACUUGCAGAGCAUGCCCUCUUCGUGUGCCUAGGGCUAGUAACUCCCUGUGGCAGAGGCAUAUAAAGUAUUCUGACUUUUUUUUUUUUUCAAUUUAAUUCCAUUUCCAAUGAAAUGGAUUUUUAAAAAUUUUCUCCAGAGUGUGCCAUACUUCUCCAGCUAUUGUAGUUAAUGUGCGUGUUUCCUUGUGUAUAUGUGUGUUUGUGUGCGCGUAUGUGUUUUCCUAGUGGUCACAUGCUUGUUAGGCAAUUAUGUAGAUACGCACAGAUUCGUAAACCAGCUAGGCCUGAGGAAAGAAGACCUUAUAAAAGGAGGGAGUAUUUUAACAGUAGCUAAAGCUAUCACACAAAGCACCCAUUCUGCUCCCCUCAACAGCCACAGCCCACUUCGUCAUUGUCUUACCAAUAAGGGGAAAGGAUGGAGGUGAUGUUUUUCACAGAACCACAGAGGUUUUGAACAUAUUUGCAAUAGUACUUUGAGUACACAUGAGCAAAAAUUCUGAAUUACAUCCAGGACCCAGAAGCUCAUUAGAUCAAAGAGUGCGGGGCCCUUCAGAGUUACUGGAGAUUAUCUUCAGACUUCAGUGCAAUCGAAUGACCAUGGUCCAUUUUGAUGGUCAGAGAUAGGACUGAUAAAAGGGUAGAAACAGUUGCUUUAGCACUUUCUUCUGUACUUUGCCUAUUAAUGUUUUGUCUUUCAAAAGUAUAUUUUCUUCUAAUUGUUUAAUUGGCCAAAUAAUGACUGCUUUGGGAGUUGUUCGUAUGCCUUGGAAGGCCAUGGCCUGCACUUUAAAAAUAAGCUAAGUCCAUUCUGCCCAGCGUGAGCAUUAGGACAGAGAAUGCAGUUAUUUUAGGAUCCUUAAAAAUUGCUUCUUUUAUGGCACACUGGGUUGACGACUCAUCUCGUGGGAGCCUUCAUGGUACAUUGCUGCUGUUUUGCAGGUCCCAGUACAAUUCUUUCCUCCUCUCAGUGCCAUGCCCCCCCCAUUGCUAGCUACAACAAUUUGAUGUCAUAUUCCAUUUUCAACUCCAAAGGAGAUGGUAAGAAGCUAUCAAAUAAUGCUUUAAAAAAGCAACUUCAGUUUCUUAAAAGAAAGGAAAUGAAUACAUGCUGCAUAAUUACAUUUAAAAUGUAAGCCUUGUUAUUAUAAGCUGCACCGAGAUGAAGAUUUGUUAGCAAACCAGUUUCAAGCACACUCACAGUGAAGUAAAAUCAUGUUUUUAGCAUCUGACCAUUGGGUGAUAUUAUUCUUUGUUAUCAAAAAAGAAAUAUCACCCGAUUAUAGUAUUCUUAGACCUCCUAGAGAAAAUACUCCAGUCCUAAGUUUGGUGUCUGAAAAGAAAAACAAAAAUAAAGGUUAUGGAUUUAGGUCAGGGAGACACUCAGAGUGAUACUCUGAAGACUGCGUUUACUCCCUCAUCAUCGGCCAACCAAGAUGGAGUUCUGCAUCCUGCACAUAUCAGACAUUUCAGUCCAAUUUCACCAAAGCAUCAGUGAUGUUCUAGAAGCAUCCCAGCAGAUGGAGGAUCCUAAUGUAUUUGUUCUGGGUAUUUCCCAAGGCCCAGCCUGACUGGAGUGUGUGUACCAACAGGAUGAAUCCAAUCAAGCUAUGCCCCCAUUUUGGUUUUGAGUUGAUCACUCUCACAUGUGCCAGCAGAUUGUGGACCAGGACCAGCUCAGCAAACACAGUUGCAGAGUAACCUCCUACGUUGCUAAGAAGCUCCUGCUACCCAGGUGCUUUGAACAAUUGAGUGCUCCCUCUGGUUAAGUAGAGAUGGGACCACUGGAGUUUUUCUCGGAUGUGAUGCUCAAUCCUUUAGGGCAGCUAUUAUAACAAAGUGCAGGUUUCCUCCCCGGGAAGUGCAGCUUUUCUCUGUCUUUCCUAAUUCUGCCAGCCUGUGAGAGUAGCCACCAUAGCUGGGCUUCUUCUCAGAUUAAUUGUCAUGCCAGGUCUCCUUGCUGGGGAGCUGUGAUGCUGCUCUGAGGUUGAUCGCUGAGGUUGUAGUGGGUUUUUGUUUAGUUUUUCUGGAUUGUUCUUCUUUCUCUUGAAUGGCAAGAGAAGAAACAUUUUCUCUAACCCAUGGCCAGGAAGGAAAUGAGGAUAGAGCUACUUCUUAGUUCAACCUGGUUGCCACAUAAAGGAAUCUCCCUCCUUAGACUCAGCCCCUAACUGGAAGCAAGAGCCUCUGCCUCCUGAGACUGAGAGAGCAGCCCAAGGAGGAGAUGAAUCCAUUCCGUCCUUUGUUUGGGUUUGCUUCCUGUCAGGGAGAGAAUGCUGUGGCAGUUCCUGAUUUGUGGAACUUUCAUUUUUAAAACCAGGACAGUCCUAAACAGACUGCAAUGAGUUGGCCAAUCCCAGUUGGUAUAGGCCCAAUUAUUUUUGCUAGUAAGAUAGACUUGUCUUCCUCACCCAAAAUGCUUUUAAGUGCCCUAAAAUGGGUAUUUCAAAAUAAGAAUAAAUAAUACAGAUUAUAGUAGAAAACCUGGAAAAAUAAGAAACAAAGAUGAAAUGAAAAGUCCCAUGUAAUUCCACCAGUUAGAGUUAACCACUGAUAUCAUUUGGAUAUAUGGCUUUCUAGUCUUGUGGGUAUCCUUUUAAUCUCUUGUAAUAUAAAGUCUGACCAUAUAUGUCCUUGCCUUUGUUUGUACUGGACUCUGUUAAUAUUUUUAUAGUAAUGGCUCCCUUUGGGGCGAUUGUGCCAUACAGUGUGUAGGAAGCACAUUGGGUAUAUUAUUCCCAGUUUCAUAUUUUGUAUUUCCCUGGGGAUGUGCAGGGGUUAAGAGCGGGGGUCUGGCUGUAACUGGCCACGUCAGACUCUCAUAUGGUAAGUAUCACAGAGCACACGAGGCCUGUGUUAUGCACUGGAAAGACUCAGGAAAUGAGAGGCUCUCUUGUUCUGACAAGGCAGGCUGAGAGCUCUCAUUUAGGGUCAUCACUCCAGAUAACUCCAAAUGCAGUUUAUUGCUCAACUGAAGCAGAUGAUCACUUUUUGCCUCCAAGUUCUUCACCCUAGCUAGCUCCUUUCAAAGAGCUGAGUGUGCUGGAUCUUAAAGGGCCAAGCUAGUUACAUCUCAUACAUUUCCCAAUAUUUAGGGAUGCCUUCUCUUCCACUGAGGAUCCCUUGGCUAUGCAAGGACCUCUGAUGAGCCGGAGUCUCCCUUUGGUCACUCCCAGCUUUGCUUAAACUUGAUGGAGUUUGCUGUCCAGUGAUCCCCAGAUCUUUCAUCAUGAAAGCCUUCCUUCCUCUCCUGAUGUCUCAGGCCUCUAGACCUAGACUGGGGUUCUGGCAAGGAGGCUUCUAUCAAUAGUAUGAAAUCCAAUAAUAUGUUAGUGUUGGUAUUUUGCACAGUAAUAUUAAGGCUAGAUUCUAAAAAUGAGUUCAAACGAAUAAGUUUCUGUGAUGUAAGAGAUUGGAUAUGUGUGAUUUCAGAACCAAAGGCAGGGGGGAAUCCCAGAAAGAAAACAAUAAUAUAAGCCUAGUUUCUAUAUAUUAUUCUUAUUCAUUACUGUAUAUGGGUAGACAUCAAUAUUCUUUUUUAUCCUGUUACUAUUAAUUGACACAUUUUUUAACCAUGCCAUUGAACUUUUGGGUGCAUUAAAGUGGAACCUAAGCCCCUCAUUACAUAAUAAUGGCAUUUGGACUGAGUGCCAUAUUCCUAAAUUUCCAAUAAAGUGGUUGAUAUAGAGAGGACAGGAUAAAGCCCUAUGGUGUUAUAUCAAAAUAGCUAGUCUCCACUUUAGGGAAUGCCUUUACUAGAGAUUACGUGAAAGGUCUGCUUAUAAAAUAAGCAGAUAUGCCACCACUAAGCAGCCACCUGAAUUGUUUUCCUACAGGAAUGAUUAAUUUUCAGAUCCAUUUAUGUUUUAGUACUCAAUACUUACUCCCUUUCCCUGCAACACACCCAAAGGGUUUACUUUUGAAGUCAUUUGGUCUUCAGUCUACUACUAAGGAACAGAGAGGCACUAACUGCUUUACCCAGGGUCAGAACUCAUGUUCUUACCUUCUAUUAAUAGAGUACUUGAGUCAGAUGGACUAACUGGUCUCAGAUUGUCUCUAUCUUGGUUUUAUUUCCAUAAACAUCAAUAUCUUUACCCACAUGGUUUUUCUCUCCUCCCCGUUUUUUCCUUAUGUAUUAGGGUUCAGGAACUAUGAAGCUAAUGAUCACAUUUCUUCCUAGUUCCUAAUUUCAUUAGUGCCAUUUCCUAAUAUCUGCAGAAACAAUUAUCAAUACAUGUAGCUGCUUGAGCCUUAUUUAGAAGGGUAGCCUUUCUUUCCCAAGUGCUGUCAGAAUUAUACAUUUAGUCUGUCUUUUUCCCUCUUAGGAGUUUUUGUUUUGAGUUGAUGGUAAAACUCCUCUAUACAUGUGAGAUUUUUGAUUUCACUGAAUUCUACCUAGAUUUUUAUGGACAUUGGAUUUGAAAGAGGAAAACACUCAUUUUCUUAGUAAGAUAUUGGUGAUACAUAGCUACGCUGCUGACUUCCAAACUCCUGAGCUUUGGGGAGGGCGACAGUGGCCAAGUAGCAGGCAGAAUAAGAUCAUCACUCAUGUCCUGAAUCACACUUUCCCUCUCGGGUAGUGUAUAUGUUCUGCCACUUCCUACAUAUUACAUCCUGAAUUUUUAAGUAAAGUGGAUCUUAGCCAGAUUUGAGUCUAAUGGCUGAUUCAUCGGCAUUGUUCUUGGCGUUAACAUCUCAGUGCCCUCUUUUGUUUUCUUUGAGAGGAUUCAUGUCAUUGAGGGCCUUUGUGCCUCCUCUUGUCUCGGUGUGAGGAAGAGCUUUGGUGUGAGGGCAGAGCUAUGUAAAGGGUUGCUGGGUUGGGGGAUUAGUUCAUAUGGUCCCCACACCAUCUAUCUACUUUUGGAGAGAGGGGACUUUGAGUGGGUGGGUAUGGAUUGAUGUUCCUCAAGGAAACCCUGCUGGCCAAUGGGCACUACAUCUGUGUAUUACUGUGAUUAUCUCUGUAAGCUCCCCAUGUGGCCAAGGACCCUCCUCCUACCUGGGCACUUCCUGCUGCCUUAUUGCACUAGUCUCAGCCGUUCAGCCCGCUGCUGCUCCACCAUGUUGGGCUGUGGUAGGAUAGGGAAGGGGUUCUCUUGAUUGCUAAAGGUUGCCUAACUUUAUUUCCCUCUUCCACAUUUCAUGCAAGAGAGUGGACCUAACACAUGACUUGCGUUCUCUUCCUAUGUUCAGAAACUCCAGGGCUUGCCACGUGUAUGUAUGAGUGACCAAUGGAACUUGGAAUUCUUUAUCUAUAUGAUCUAUUUGAAAAUGAGACUUUUGUACUGGAAUUUGUGAUGUAGUUGAUCAUUCAGAGCCAAACGCAUAUACCAAUAAAGACAAGAGUGUCAUAU
Molecule: messenger RNA, 8638 nt
Organism: Piliocolobus tephrosceles (Ugandan red Colobus)
Lineage: Eukaryota; Metazoa; Chordata; Mammalia; Primates; Cercopithecidae
Gene: NTRK2
Product: neurotrophic receptor tyrosine kinase 2
Exons: 16
Coding region: 961-2574 (537 amino acids)
Biological process (GO): positive regulation of phosphatidylinositol 3-kinase/protein kinase B signal transduction; multicellular organism development; cellular response to brain-derived neurotrophic factor stimulus
Cellular component (GO): postsynaptic density; dendritic spine; axon terminus
Molecular function (GO): ATP binding; brain-derived neurotrophic factor binding; brain-derived neurotrophic factor receptor activity
Source: RefSeq, a predicted model, not a curated record